AUGUUAAAUAGCUCAGAAAGAGAAACCAACGAGUCAUUAUUAACUCAUUGGAUAUAUUGAUAAAGAAUUGCUCGAUUAAAAUAUUUAGAAAAAAAAGUCUUAUUAUGUAUUGCAUGAAUUUUGGAUUAUGCAUGGCAUGUGGAGAAAUUCCCCACACACUAGAAAAAUUCCCAUAUGUGAAAGACAUGCAUAAAGGCAGGCUUCACAUAUGGGAAUUUUUUUAGCACGAGGGGAAUUUCUCCACUCGUCAUGCAUAAUCCAAAAUUCAUGCAAUAGACUAUAUUUAAAAUAGAGGUAUUUUUUCAAUUAAUUAAAUAUGAUAUUUUCAUUAGUUGGAAACUAAAAUCUCACGAAAGUAAGAUUAAGAUUAAUAGGCUUAAAGUCUUGCAGAUUUGAUGUUUCCAUACGCUAGCGAGCCUUGUUUUAGGCUAUAAAGCGACUUUUGGGUCCAAAUUGGUGCUUGUCGUGAAGGACAUAUUUCAUCGCCACCACCAUAUUAACUAUUUACGAAAGUAAGGAAAUCAAGGAGUGGCUCACUUUUUCAAACAGACAACAGUUGAUCUAUAAAAAAGCAAGAGCUUGAAAAUAGCCUAAAAACUCUCUCAAUGGAAAAGCAAGAUUUGCUCUUCCGCAAAGAAUCAGUAGAAAAAAUGAGAUCAAAAGCUCUAAGAAUUACUCAAAAAGAUGCCUCAAUUGAAGAAUUGAGAAUGCUUCUAGAAAUAAGUCACGAGCAAAGCAAGGAUUACUCAAAUGCACUUACAUUUGAACGAAAAUCCAAACAAGAAAUGGAAGAAUACUUGCAAUCAGUAAAAAACCGAUAUGAUGAGCUUGAAAAAUUCAAUAAAUCUUUGUCCACAAGGAUUAGCAAUAAAGAUAAACACAUUAGCUAUUGUGUAUCUGAUCUAUAUAAGCUUAAAUCAAAAAUCGAAAAAAUUGGAAAUUCCGCUAUUAGCACAAACAUUCAAAUGGAGAUUGAAGGAAUCAUUGAAAAAUUGUCCACAGAUGAUUAUUUUAAUUUUGAAGAAAAAAAAACUUUAAAAACGCCUACAAAAUCUGCAGGGAAAAGCUUUAUACAUUCUACAUUAUAUUUGCGGGGCCUAAUAAACUAAAGUACUCCAAAAUAAAAAAAGGGCUAAUUAGUAAUGGUAACAUGAUAUAGUAUAAUUUUGGAGAUUCAAAUAUUUCCAACAUGUCUAUGUCCAGUAAUACCGAAUCCAACGCAAAAUUGACUGAAGAAAUUUCUUCUCUCAGAAGAUUUACGAACUUAAAGUUUGGAACAUUCUACGUCCGUUAUAGUUCGUAGCCUAACAGGGCACACUUCAAAUGACGUUGCCGACCUCGAUAGCUCAUAAAUGAGUAAUUCCUCGUUACUUCCUUGAUAUUGCUCCUCCCCUGCCUCAAGGCGAAAGUAGAUUAAGUAGAGGCCUUUUAUCUUUUCCUAGGUCUGGUAAGAGGGCAGCUCCAAGUUGCGUACCAGUCAUUGCUAACAUAGAACUCCCAUGUUAUACCAAGUCUCAUAAUAUAAAAUACAAAACGAAUGGUAUCUAUGUGCAGAUCGGUACCUAGCAAUGUCACCGUUUUUUAAUUAUCCUCCUCUUAGAAGACAGCUACAAGAAACUCAAGAGCUUUAUCACAUUGUAUCCGAGCAGUUGCGAGAAAGAAAUGACAAAGGAAUCCGCUAUGAUGAAGAAAUUUCUGUUCUUCGUAACAAAUUGCAAGAAGCCCGGCGAGAAUAUGACACCUUAACCUCUCAGCUCGUAAAACAGUCAACUGAUAGAGAUUUUCAGCAUAAAAAUUUAUUAAUCGAAAUAGAAGAACUAAAAAAAAAGAGAAACGAGCAAGAAAUUGAGGUGAAAAAGCUAGAAACAAACUAUAAAACCAACAUUUCUGAGCUUGAAACUUCUUUAUCAACUUCUAGAGAAAGGUUUUUACAACUAUUAGAGGACAAGUCAAAGCUUGAAUCUGAUUCUUUACAAAUGAGAGCAGAAAAAAAAGAAUUAAUAAACCAGCUUCAAAUAAAAGAAAUGAAAAUUAAUGAGUUGUCAGCUUCUAUCCAAGGGUUAAGCCAAGAGCUGGGAUUGCUGAAAAAACACUUAAACUUAGAUGACGUUGAUAUAGGACAGCUCCGAAAUCUAAGCCAAAAAACACAAAAUUUAGAAGAGCAGCUUGAGCAAGCAAAACAAGCUUUAAGUGCAUCGAAAUCUAGGGAAGAACUGAUGAUGCAAGAAAUUGAUGAUUUGAGUGAAAAACUUGAAAUUUAUGAAUCAUGUCCAACUAUUAAUAGUGAGUCAGUGCUAAAACAACUAUCGCAACAAAUUUCAAGUAUUAUUCUAUCAAAAGAUAAAGCAUUUGCGAUAGACCCGAAAAUAAAAUCUUUAUUAAAGCAGGUUUUCGGUGAAAAUUGUGUAAGACUUAUGGAUAACUAUGAAGAAAUCGUCAAAUCAGUCCAUCAAGACAAAAAUCAGCUAAAAGACAGGCUUUUAUAUGAGAUUGAACUGAGGGCGCAAUGCUUAAUUGAAACACAAAAGUCUUUUGAUAUGAUACUUGAAUAUAAAGGAAGAGAUAAAGAUAUUGAAAAUAAAAGAAAACAAAUCACUGAAGAGCUAAAGCAUAUUGAAAAACAAAUAUCUAUUGAAGAAAGUGCUCAAAAUAUGUAUAAAGUAGACAGCCCAACUCAGAAUAAACAAAGAAAUGAUUUUAAAUUAAAGGAUGAGGUUGAAAAUCUGAAAGGAGAAAAUGAGAAACUAAAAUCUGAUAUAAAUAGUUAUGAAAAAGAGCAAUCACAGCUAAACGAAGAAUUAAACAAGAGCACAAUCUUAAUAGAACAACUCAAAAAGAAAAUUUCCAAAGCUAUGGUCAAUGUAAACAAAGAUGAUUUGGUUGGAUUUUUACAGUGUGAAGCAGCUGCGUUAGAAGAAACAUUGACUGGCAAUCAGAAUUAUUUUGGAAAUGAAAGCUUUGCAGAACUUUAA
This is a messenger RNA of Blepharisma stoltei, 2972 nucleotides long. The record is from the annotation of a GenBank genome assembly. Lineage: Eukaryota; Ciliophora; Heterotrichea; Heterotrichida; Blepharismidae.